Molecule: messenger RNA, 1696 nt
Organism: Hyaloscypha bicolor E
Lineage: Eukaryota; Fungi; Ascomycota; Leotiomycetes; Helotiales; Hyaloscyphaceae
Product: DNA polymeras-like protein subunit delta-2
Exons: 3
Coding region: 32-1558 (508 amino acids)
Biological process (GO): DNA replication; DNA strand elongation involved in DNA replication
Cellular component (GO): delta DNA polymerase complex
Molecular function (GO): DNA binding
Source: RefSeq, a predicted model, not a curated record
AUCAACACCAACUCCACCGCAGAACGUGAAGAUGGCUAUCCCACAACAGGAGGGCAGUCUGUUACGUGCGCCAACAGAUCAAAAGUACGCCACCCUCGAACGCCAACCCUCGUCGUACAAGCCCCUCGAAACAUUCGCGCUGGAGAAGGAAAAACACUACCAGCAGCAAUAUGGCGAUAUGUACUUCUUGCGGCUGACGAAGUUGAAGCCUGCCGUCGAGAAGAUCGCAGAAGAGGCUUGGGAUGGAUUCCAAAUUGCGGGCGAGACGGUGCGGAAGGUGGACAGAGUGCUGGAUGUCAGACAGGGAGAAUUAUGUUGGGUUGCCGGGACGAUUUAUAUGGAGAUGCCGUUGAAACCCAAUAUUUUGGACGAUAUUUCUAAGGAUCAUUGGAUCUCUGCUCCGCCGCCAAGACAGAAGUAUCUGUCGCCUACUGGCGAGGAUCUCACCAUGCUUGAGGAUGAAUCCGGGAGAUUGAGGUUGGUGGGCACACCGCUGGCAAACGAGAUGCUUGUCACAGGAUGCAUCAUUGCUGUGAUGGGUACGGAGAAUUCGAAUGGCGAUUUCGAGGUUGUCGAUAUUAAGGUCCCCGAUUUGCCUCCGCAAACAGAACGAUGGCACACUUCGAGUCCGCCCACCAAUGGAACGCCUAGGAAGAAGAUAAAGUUGGAUGAUGAUGACGAUGAAGACAUGGAUAAACCUGCUCCAGCUGGAAAGAAAAUUGCAAUUGUCUCAGGGCUUGGGUUCUCAGGCACUUAUUCAGAGCAUUCGCUAGAGAUCAACCUUCUUAUGGAGUACCUCCUGGGAGAAGCUCUGGAUUCGGCUACUCAAGAGAGCGUGUCACAAAUUAGUCGACUGAUAAUUGCUGGCAAUUCCAUUGCUCUGAACAACGAAGCGGUGUCUCACGACACCAUUGGUAACACGCGGAAAGCCCACAAGAAAUAUGGUUAUGACAGCAGCGCGUACAAUCCGGCUCCAACAGCGCACCUGGACAAUUUCCUUGCGGCACUACUUCCAUCUAUGCCAAUAACUUUAAUACCAGGCUAUACAGACCCAGCAAAUGUCAGUCUUCCGCAACAACCAAUUCAUUCAGCAAUGUUUCCACAAGCGCGAACAUUCGGCCCAAUGCCGCCUACGGAUGGUCAGCCCAAACAAACUGGCUGGUUUGACACCGUCACGAAUCCUUUUGAUGGUGAAAUUGAAGGCUGGAAAGUGCUUGGGACGGGUGGGCAAAAUGUCGACGACGUUUUCAAGUAUGUGGAGAGUGAGGAUAGGCUUGGAAUGCUAGAGGCAAUGUGUAGAUGGAGGUGCUGUGCCCCCACGGCACCGGACACACUAUGGAGCUAUCCCUUCCAGGAUGAUGAUCCAUUCGUCAUCAAUUCCUGCCCACACUUGUUUUUCGUCGGCUCGCAACCCAAAUUUGAUACCGCCUCAAUCGAAGGUCCUGAUGGGCAAGUGGUUCGAUUAAUCGCUGUUCCUCGUUUCUCAGAGACGGGUGAAAUAGUCCUAGUAGAUUCCGAGACAUUAGAGGCAUCUGUGGUGCGAAUCUCCGUAUCAUGAGGCAUAACAAAUGAAACGCUUCCAUUGGCGGACUCCGCCAUGAAAGUGGUGUAUUUACGCUUGCAACUUUUUGCCCAAAAUAUCGAUAAGAGGACACUCCAUUUGCAGCUUCUUCUUCGUUCUAAGUCUUCUUCCGUG